UCGCCGCGCCGCCGUCUUCUUCGCCGCCGGCCAGCCUCGCGCAAGGUACAGGGAUGCCGCCCAAGGGGAAGCGCGGGCGUGGGAGGCCGCGCAAGGUCCCCGCCGCCGCCAAGGAAAACGGCGACAAGACAGUAAAGGAGGAGGAAACACAGAUUUCUACUGAGGAGAAUGGCACAGGGCGAACUGAGGCCCCAAGAACAGUAAGAAAGCGCAAGAGGGUUCCUGCUGGUGACCCUUCUACUACUGACCCUCCACCCAGGCAGCUCAGGGGUAGGCGGAACGUUCCGGUGGUAGACUACAAGGAGAAAAAGAACAUGAAAAAGACCGAUGGAACUUCAACCAUGUGCCAUCAGUGCCAGAGGAAUGACAGUGCAAGAGUUGUGAGGUGCCAGAAUGGUACUGAAAAUAACAGGAGGCACAGAUACUGUGUCAAGUGCAUCAAGCGCUGGUACCCACAUCUAACAGAGCUUGAUUUUGAGAAUUUCUGUCCGUUUUGUCGUAAUAACUGCAAUUGUAAGACUUGUCUGCGGGCAAACAUAAAAAUUAAUGAUGACAAAAAGGAUGGGGGUGAUCAUAGUAAGAAUAAGGAAUACUCUCUGCGCAUAGCACACUUUUUGCUACCUUGGUUGAAACGGCUCCAUCAAGAGCAGAUGCUAGAGAAAUAUGUUGAGGCCACAAUUAGAAAGAUCGAUGUAUGCGACUUGGAGGUUCCUCUAGCUCAGUUUAAUCAUGAUGAGCGGAUGUACUGUGAUAACUGCAGGACUUCUAUUGUUGACUUCCACAGAAGUUGCAAAAAUGGUCACUAUGAUCUCUGCCUCAGCUGCUGCCAGGAGUUGCGUCAAGGUCUUACUCCUGGUAGCAUUGUCACACGUGACACAGUUGGUGAUGUACCUAAAAUAGAAGGCAAGGAAGGUUUGCAGGAGGGAAGUAGUCAUAAUAACGCUUUAGUUCAAGGGGCUUCUGAUCAACAGAAUGGCAUAGUGAUAGGUAGUGUGGCUCCUCCAGAGGAUUGCACUCCUAGUUUGAGGCAAUGGAGGGCAAAUAGCAAUGGAAGCAUACCAUGCCCGCCUAAAGCAUUAGGUGGUUGCGGAGACUCCAACGACUGUCUUCUUGAACUUAGGUGCUUACAUGAGGAGAAGUCUAUUCCUGAUUUACUGGAUAAAAUCAAUUCAGUAGUUCCUGAGUUACUGGAUAAAGUCAAUUCAGUAGUCAAUAAGGGAACAGAGCAAGAGUUGGGAGGUUCUAGAUGUUCCUGCUUCACUGAAUCUGGUGAUUACAAUGAAACAUCACGGAAAUCAGCUUGCAGAGAGAACUCUGAUGGUAACUACAUAUAUUGUCCAACUGCUAGGGAAGUUCAAAGUGGAGCUUUAGAUCAUUUUCAGCAGCACUGGUUGAAGGGUCAGCCUGUCAUUGUUCGUGACGUUCUUGAGCUAACUUCUGGACUGAGCUGGGAGCCAAUGGUUAUGUGGCGGGCCUUACGAGAAAAGAGAGACAAGAAAGAGCAAGAGCGGCUCUCUGUUAUAGCUCUUGAUUGUCUGACAUGGUUUCAGGUCGAUAUAAAUAUUCACAUGUUCUUUGAGGGGUAUUCCCGUGGAGCUGUUGGCUCGGAGGAUUUGCCUGUGCUACUUAAGCUUAAAGAUUGGCCACAACAUAGUUCCUUUGAGGAGCGCCUGCCACGACAUGGUGCUGAGUUCAUGUCUGCACUACCAUUUCGUGAGUACACAGAUCCAAAAUCUGGUCCACUUAAUCUGGCAGUGAAGCUUCCAGAAGAAGUUAAAAAGCCAGAUCUUGGUCCAAAGACAUACAUUGCUUAUGGUGUCCCCCAAGAGUUGGGAAUAGGUGAUUCUGUUACGAAGAUUCAUUGCGACAUGUCUGAUGCGGUUAAUAUUCUCAUGCAUACUGAUGAGUUAAAACUCAGAGCUGAAAGAAUAACAGCAAUAGAGAAAAAGAAAGAGAGCUUACGUAACGAAGAUAGAAAGAAUCUUCAUGUUCUGCGAACAGAUCGUGACAAUGAUAUGUCAAUCGCUCUCAGUGCAUCAACUGAAGUGCCACAACCUCAAGGACUUCAAAAUGGCUCAAGCAUUAAGCAGCCAGCACCAGAUGUUGCUGUAAUGGACCAGGGUGGUGUUCAUACAUAUAUUGUAGCUGAUGAUGCUGAGGGGAACUCAAGUCCGUCUAAUGGGAAAUCACCCAUUCAAAGUGAUGCGCAUAAUAUGUAUAUUACUUCUUCCAAUGGGAAAGCGAGCCAUUCUUUCUGCACAGUUGAUGGUAUAGAGAAGGUGGACAAUGACUUUGAGAGGGAAUCUUCUAAUGGUGUAGGGCCAUCUGAAUCUGCUGAUUGCCAAAGACGGAGUAGGCGGUGUGAUACUAGCUCUUCCAGUGCAACAGGGGAAAUAGACAAAACCAGCAUGGAGACUAACAAAUUUUCCAUAUCUAUUGAGCCCAAAGAUGGUCACCCAUUUGUUGAGGGAAGCCAGACAGAGGGCGGUGCCCUGUGGGAUAUCUUCCGACGUGAAGAUGUCAGCAAAUUGCAUGAUUAUCUGAUGAAGCAUGCAGAAGAGUUUAGACAUUAUAACUAUGAAACAGUCAAACAGGUUUCUCAUCCUAUACAUGAUCAAUGCUUUUAUCUAACAAAUGAGCACAAGAGAAAGCUCAAGAAAGAAUAUGGAGUUGAGCCUUGGACAUUUGAACAGAAACUUGGCGAGGCUGUGUUUAUCCCAGCAGGAUGUCCCCACCAGGUCAGGAAUUUGAAGUCGUGUAUAAAGGUUGCUCUUGACUUUGUUUCUCCGGAAAAUCUGGAAGAGUGCAUCAGGUUAACAGAAGAAUUUCGCUUGCUUCCAAAGGGUCAUAGGGUGAAUGAAGACAAACUAGAGGUUAAGAAGAUAGCUUUUUAUGCAAUUAAAAAUGCUAUUGAGGAUAUCACCGGAAACAAUUGCAAUGAAAGGACAAAGGGUGAAGGGAAAGAGGAGACAUCUGCCCCCGGUGAUAGUUAAGGAGGAGAAGCUCCAAAAGUAACCUGCGCAAGGCCCCAAGUGCUGGAAAUUUGCUGGCCACGCAUGAUCUCUGCGGCGGCAUUUUGUUGUUUAGAAACAAUGGUUCUUCUCGUGAUAGGUGACAGCUAGUGAUUUUUAGAGUAUGUGAAGAUUGGAGAUAGUUAAUUAUUGAGCUCUGUACCAUCAUCAUACAUGAAGACGACGGCUUCAAACUACAGGACGGUCGACUAUGUACUUCAUCCCUUGGUUGUAUGGGAUGCAUCCUUGAUUUGCUUGCUUGCAACCAGAGAGUAACAAUCAGCACUUGUGCUAGUUUAUAACUUUGUAUUAUUUUGUGUACAAUCAGCAGCAUUUCAUGGCUGUUAAAAA
Molecule: messenger RNA, 3362 nt
Organism: Oryza brachyantha (malo sina)
Lineage: Eukaryota; Viridiplantae; Streptophyta; Magnoliopsida; Poales; Poaceae
Product: lysine-specific demethylase JMJ25-like
Exons: 15
Coding region: 54-2993 (979 amino acids)
Biological process (GO): regulation of transcription by RNA polymerase II
Cellular component (GO): histone deacetylase complex; chromatin
Molecular function (GO): histone H3K9 demethylase activity; transcription coregulator activity; chromatin DNA binding
Source: RefSeq, a predicted model, not a curated record